Oreochromis aureus is the source of this 2366-nucleotide messenger RNA. It is a transcript of the gene wars1, whose product is annotated as tryptophan--tRNA ligase, cytoplasmic. The transcript has 11 exons. NCBI's taxonomy places the organism in Eukaryota, Metazoa, Chordata, Actinopteri, Cichliformes, Cichlidae. Gene Ontology annotation, molecular function: tryptophan-tRNA ligase activity; ATP binding. The record is from RefSeq and is a predicted model, not a curated record. Gene Ontology annotation, biological process: tryptophanyl-tRNA aminoacylation. Gene Ontology annotation, cellular component: cytoplasm. Bases 164 to 1594 code for a protein of 476 amino acids.
GCGACUUCCCAAAGUAGUACUUUUUUCGCGUGGGUUAAUUCACCGCGGAACCAAUUAAUAAGUUCGUUUGCCUGGGAAGACUUUCACCCAAACACUACAUCACAUAGGCUGAUGCAAGUUGAAUGAGUGAGCUGUCCACUGCGUGUGAAGAAUACUGACGAAGAUGACAGACUGUCAAGGCGAUGGCGAAGGAACCAUGAGUCCCAUGGAGCUUUUCGAGAAACUGAAUGCUCAAGGAGAAAAAGUCAGAUCCUUGAAAUCGGCUAAAGCAGAAAAAGCUGAAAUCGAUGCUGCUGUCCAGCUGCUGCUAAAGUUGAAAGUGGACUAUAAACAGAUGACGGGCCAAGAUUAUAAAGCAGGAUGUCCACCAUCAGAAAACCUGAUUGUGUCAAACAAUGGGCCUGCAGCAGAUGACUGUGAUGGAGAAGACUUAGUUGACCCGUGGAAUGUUUCUGCCUCCAGCACCAAAGGAGUAGAUUAUGAUAAACUCAUAGUGAGGUUUGGCAGCAGUAAAAUUGAUAAGGAGCUGUUGGAAAGAAUAGAAAAAGUCUCGGGACAGAGAGCCCAUCACUUCCUAAGAAGAGGAAUCUUCUUCUCACACAGAGAUAUGCAUCAGAUCUUAGAUGCGUAUGAAAAGCACAAGUCCUUCUACCUUUACACCGGCAGAGGUCCGUCCUCAGAGGCCAUGCACGUUGGUCACCUCAUCCCUUUCAUCUUUACCAAAUGGCUUCAGGAUGUGUUUGACAUCCCCCUCGUGAUCCAGAUGACCGAUGACGAGAAAUACCUGUGGAAAGAUCUCACACUUGAGGAAUGCCAUCGCUUCACUGUGGAAAAUGCCAAGGACAUCAUCGCCUGUGGCUUUGAUGUCAACAAGACCUUCAUCUUCUCAGACCUUGACUACAUGGGUGCAUCGCCUCAGUUCUACAGAAAUGUGGUAAAGGUCCAGAAGCAUGUGACAUUUAACCAGGUUAAAGGCAUCUUUGGCUUCACAGACAGCGACUGCAUUGGAAAGAUCAGUUUUCCAGCCAUCCAGGCAGCUCCGUCCUUCAGUAGCUCAUUCCCGCAGAUAUUCGGCGGCAAAAAAGAUGUACCGUGUCUCAUUCCCUGUGCCAUAGACCAGGACCCCUACUUCAGGAUGACCCGUGAUGUCGCUCCAAGGAUCGGCCUCCUCAAACCAGCCCUGCUGCACUCCACUUUCUUCCCUGCCCUGCAGGGGGCGCAGACUAAGAUGAGCGCCAGCGACCCCAACUCAUCUAUCUUCCUCACUGACACACCCAAGCAGAUCAAAAACAAGGUUAACAAACAUGCAUUUUCGGGAGGAAAAGACACAGUGGAAGAGCACAGAAAGUAUGGUGGCAACACAGAGGUGGAUGUCUCUUUCUUGUACCUGACCUUCUUCCUGGAGGAUGAUGAAAAGCUGGAGAAGAUAAAAGAGGACUACACAAGUGGGGCUCUAUUAACAGGAGAACUGAAGAAGAUUUUGAUUGAGACUCUGCAGCCAAUGAUUGCCCAGCAUCAAGAGAGGCGAAAACAAGUCACAGAUGAGAUGGUGCAGCAGUUCAUGACACCUAGACCUUUAAAUUUUAAGUUCUAGCUUGCUUGGGCAUGAGCAGUCAGGGUUCACCAUGUGGUUAAGCUCAGUAUAAGAACAAAAAAAGAAUCCCGCUUUUUUUCCAUUUGAUGUCUUUUUAAUGGGAAAGAAGGACAAUUUCUCUUACAGUUUACAACCAAACUGGAGGUAAAAAAGAAACAAAAAGAAAAAUAGUAAAUAUAAAUCACUGGAGUGAUGAAAUGCCUCUCUGUGUCAAACUAAGCAUGGCAUUGCCUGCACCUUCAUGCUAAUUCCCAUUUGAUUAUUGACUUCCAGCACUACCAAAUGUACCCAUUUAUUUUCACAAUGUGUUACAGCUCUCUCAGGACUGGAAGACGAUAAAAACAGAGUACUAACACAUAUCUCUAAAAACCGAACUACUAUCAUCAGUUAAGAUAUACAUCCACUUUGUCUUUAUUUACUUAAAAACAGCCUUCUGAACAAUAAUUGUAACUGUGUGAUUAUCAAAAGCGGUUGUGUUGUAACUUGUAAUCAGGAUCAGGCAGCAUGUGAGGUGUAUUAUAAAAAGUCCAUCUUAUGAAUACACCUCAGUUUAAACAUACAUCACAAGUAGGAUGUAAGUGUCUCAGUCAUGGGAACCGAAGCAAAUGUUUGUUGUUAUCAGCAAGAGGGACGUCAGUCAAGGAAGGUAGAAAAUCUUCAUCCAGCUUAUUCUCACACAAAAAUAUUAAACGUCUUUAACAACAGCAUCUUUUGAAAUAAUUUUUUAUUUGAAAAUGUUUUAAUUAGAAGUAAAGCCAUGAUUUUUGCUUUU